Messenger RNA from Symbiodinium sp. CCMP2456, 1002 nucleotides. The record is from the annotation of a GenBank genome assembly. NCBI's taxonomy places the organism in Eukaryota, Dinophyceae, Suessiales, Symbiodiniaceae.
AUGGCGAAGCGCAAGGCUUUGGUUGUCGGCAUCAACUAUGCAGGAUCGGAUGCGGAACUCCAUGGGGCAGUGAACGAUGCUCUUCGCUGGGAAAAGGCACUUGAGGGCUUCGGCGUUCACGACACGUGGGUGAUGGUCGACGAGUACCCGAGCGGUGAGGUAGUGGGAGCUGAGGAAGAUGGCAGCUAUUCCGUUCCGACCAAGGAGAACAUUCUGCAAGGCCUGGACUGGCUUACAGCCGAGGCUUCAAAGGGCGACUGCUUGACAUUGAUUUACUGUGGGCGAGCAGCACAGGUCCAGGGCUUUGCCGGUGGAUACCCAGUCGAAGAGGCGCUGUGUCCUCUGGACUGGGAAGGCAGCAUGACGUACUAUGUCAUCACGGACCACGACCUUCACCGCUGCUUUGCACGCUUGCCUGCUGGUGUGAUGUUGACCGUGAUUCUUGAUGCAUCACUCAUGGGACCUCCCGUUCGGGCACCUAUCAAGCGCAGCAUGCAGCAUCCGUUCCAUGAGCUGCGAAAUGGACCUACGCUUCAGGACCAACCUUAUGAUGAGAACGCAUGGUCACAGCAUCAGCAUGUGAAUGCGUUGCCUCGGCGCGUGUCGCGAGUGGUCAGAAGGUCAUUCUGGACAUUGCUGGGGCAGCUGUUGCCGGACGAGAGGAAGCCUCUUGACGAAGGCUUGGCAGUCUUUUGCAUCGCUGCUUCCGGUCCGGGCCAGUCUGCAAUUGAAGCUUACCUGAACGGCAGUCAACAAGGAGUGCUCACGUUUUGCUUGCUGCAGGCGUUGCAGCACUUGCGCCAGAGCACGUUCCUGGAAUGGCUGACUGCUGCAGACAAGGAAGCGUCGAAGCUACGCGGCAAGGUCAUGCCAGCAAUGGACCAGUUUUUCGAGAUAGCAUACAGUCGGCAUGUCGGCCUGGAGAGCCGACUGUUUGAUCCAGCCUGUGCUCUCCUUGCAAAGGAACGUGCAAAACGACGGCGCGGUGAAUCUUGGCAGUGA